Etheostoma spectabile (orangethroat darter) is the source of this 4937-nucleotide messenger RNA. RefSeq names its product family with sequence similarity 184 member B (gene fam184b). Bases 442 to 4392 code for a protein of 1316 amino acids. NCBI's taxonomy places the organism in Eukaryota, Metazoa, Chordata, Actinopteri, Perciformes, Percidae. The transcript is spliced from 18 exons. The record is from RefSeq and is a predicted model, not a curated record.
AGCUGUCUCCGGUAUGUUCCAUAUGAUACACGCGCCCCUCUCCGCCCCUGCCGCGAGACAGGUGGUUGGACGAUAUGCCUUCAUCCUCGAGCGCUCCUUCUUAGAAUAAAAAAAAACAGCCUAUCUGUUGACAGCAGGAAAGGGUCGGUUGGCGCGAGCGCGUCCCCGAUGGACUUCCAGCGUGUGACCUCCGCGAUCACCGGGCGGACAGCGGGAGAGGGGGGCAACUACCGGAACGCACGAGGAGAGCCCCGCCGAUCUAGAACCAAAUGUUUUCCAGCGAAUCGCUCGAGCUGUUGUUUACGGGAGGUGGUCUGCCGACAGAGGAAUGAGAGGCACGAGUAAAAAGUUGACACGAUUUAGGUGGGAAUUUUCAUCUGUGAGGCGGCAGGAUCAUUUGUGACUAUCCACCGGUCUGGGAAGUUCCCUGGGGGGUUUAUUAUGGCUUCAGGCGCCGGUAAGGCUGCACAGCCCCUCGGGCCGGGCUCCACCGUUAACGGGACUGCGGCAGAGUUCCCGAACAUCGAACAGGAGCUGUACGAUUACCAGAUGCACAGCAAGAUGUGCAAGAAGAUCGCUCAGCUCACCAAGGUGAUUUAUUCUCUGAACAUGAAGAAUGAGGAGCAGGAGGCGGCCCUGCAGGCCUUGAGCCACGCCCACCACGAAGAGCUGCACCGCAUCCUGGUGGAGACGUGUCAUGAAGGGGAGGGGGCGCCGCUGAGAACACGCCUCCUCGAGCUGCAGGACUCCCUGGAUAUGCAGCAGAGAGUUGGAGCCCAGGUGCAGGCAGACUUUGAGUGCUUCCGCAUCCAGGCGGAGGAGAGGGAGCGUGAAACUGAGGCAGAGCUGAGAAAAGAGUUUGAGGAGAGGCUCCAGGCUUCAGAAGAAGAGCUCCAGGAGGCCAAGGCCCAGAUCAGUGAUGCUAAGGAGGAGAGCCUGCGUUUAAGCAAAGAACUGGAGAAGGCCGGGGAGCAGAUCCAGGAGCUAGAUGCCAAAUGUGAGGAGCUAAAGAAAGCAGCUGACGAGGAGAGACAAAGGAAAGAGGAGCGGAGACAGAGAGAAGACGAGGAGAAUAAGAAAGAGGUAGAGAGACAAACAGAGGAGGACUCGGAAGGAGUGAAAGCACUCUUGGAGGAGGUUAAGGCACUGAAAGAGGAGGUGGAUCGAGCAGAGGAGGAGAAGAGGCGAGCAGUGAAAGAUGAGAGGGAGAAAUGGGAGCAAAAGAUGAAUGACCUAAACGAGGAGCGAGAGGAAACGAGAAAGAAGAUGGAGGCAGAAUGGAGGGAGGAGCGGCAGAGGUGGGAGGAGAGGGAAGAAGAGGAGAAGAAGGGACUGCACAGCGCCCUACGAGAGAGACUGAAGAGGGCUGAAGCGGAGGUAGAAAGUCACCUGGAGAGGUUGGCUGAGAGCAAGAGAAACACAGUCAAACUGCAGGCGCGAAUACAGGACCUGGAAGAGGAGCUGGAUCUGGAUCGAAGGCGUGUGUCCGAGGCAGAAGGCGUAGCUAAACGGGCCGAGGAGGAGCUUGCAGUUGCUAAGGAGAGGCUACUGCUGCAGGAAGACGAGCUGCAGAGCAGAGCAGAGGAGCUGCUAAACCGCGGAGGCUGUGAGGUGUGUGUCUGUGCUGAAGUGGAAGAACUGAGGAGCCAGGUGAGCCGUCUGCAGAGCAGGAACCGAGAGCUGGAACUGCAGAGCAGUGGCAGAAACAGCGACCACGCUCGGCAGAUACGCCAGCAUGCUGAGGCCCUGUCCAGUCUGCGUUCUGAGAUGGUAAGAGCCCAGACAGAGGAGCUGCGUCGCAUCCAAAAACAUGCCGAUGAUGAGAGGGACAAACUGCAGAAGGAGAUAGAAAAAGAGAGAGAAAACCUACAGAAGGAAAGAGAACAAGAAAAGGAAAGGUUUGAGAAGGACAUAAACAGACUGCGCAGAGAGAGAGAGGAGGAGAGGGAAGAAGUGGAAGGGAUGAAAGAACGUCUGAAGAGAGAAAAGGAGGAAGAGGUCGACCGGCAGAGGAAGGAACUGGAGGUCGAAAGGGUUCGCGUUCACUCGCAGUUAGACAAGAACAUUGAACAGGUUGAGGUGGAGAGAGCCAAUGUGGAGCACAAGCUGGAAGAGGAAAAGAAAAGAUUGGUGGAGAAGGCUGAGGAGGACAGGAAACGGUUGAAGGAGCAGGUGCGUAAGGCGAUAGAGGAGGUGAUGAGGAGGCAUGCGGCUGAACUUCACAACGUCCAAGAAGCUCUAAAUUCAGAGAGGAAGACCAACCAAGAGGUGUGUGCACGUUUGGAUGAAGAAAGGAGGACUGCUGAGGAGCUACGCAGCCAGCUGGAGAGGGAAAGAGAGGAGCUGAGGACACAACUGAAAGAUGCCACCACUGAGAUCUGUAGGCUGCAGUCGGCAAUCCAACAGCAAGACAAGAAAGAAAAGGUAACCCCUGAAGCUGCAGCCUCAUGUGAACCGCAGGGCUCUCGUCUGGAGAAAGAGCUCCAUCAGACUCGGAGUCGACUGGCUCGGAUGCAGGAGGAGGCAGAGAGGCAGCGGGACAGGCAGCAGAGAGAGAUAGCGUCCCUGCGAGCUGACAAACACCGGCUGGAGGAGAAAGUCCUGGAACAGAGCCGACUGAACACGGAGAGAAGUCUUCUAGACCAGAGCCAGCGGCACACUGAGGACCGGAUCAGGGCAGAGUGUGAGGAUCGUCUCAGAGCAGAGUUCAGGAUAGAGAUGAAUGCCGCCGUUGCUGAGAGCGAACAGAGAUGGCAGAACAAAGAGCAAGAGAUGCAGACCCAGAUAUCUGAACUGCAGAGUGAGCUGAGCGAGUUACAGUCACAGGUGGAGAAAAAGGAGUGCCCGGAAGAUGAUUGCCACGGCAACCCCGAAAUUGAAAGGCUGAGGAAAGAGGUCCAAGACACCAAGGAGAUAAACAGGAAACUGAGGAAUUUGUUGCAGGAGCCCCAAACCCAGUCUAUAGGAGAGGAGAGACACAGUCACGCCAAGGCUAUACAGGCGUUAGAGAGACAGGCGAAAGAAGAUGUGCUGUCGGAGAGGAACAGACUACAGACAAUGCACCACCUGGAGCUUGAUAAGCAACGUGCAGAGUUGACCCAGCAGCACACAGAGUGGAGCAGACAGAUGACCCAGAGACACAUGCAGCAGAUAGAAGACCUGCAGGCUCAACUACAGGCACACACACAAAUGAUGGCUCUGCAACAGGAUCUGAAGCAGCAGAACCAGUACCAGGUAUUUGAGCGACAGCUGGAUGAGAGCCGCUGUGCCAUGCUGGAGCUGCAGAGAGAAAAUGCAGCACUAAAGAAGCAAUUAAAGGAAAGGUCAGUACAGGAGAAUCCUGAAGCUGAAGAGAAAAAAGAAGAGGAAGUCGUAGAUUUGCGGAAGAAGAGAGACGCCCAAUUGGAAGAAGAAGCACAACGUCUGAAGGAGGAAGUGGAGAAACUGAGGGUGGAGAUGGAGAAACUGGAGGAGUCGCAGAAACACUGGGAGGAGAGGAAAGAGGAGGACGUAAAAGAAGAGGAAGUGGACGAGGAGAAGAAGAAGGAACGGGAAGAGGACAAGAGAAGAGACGAGGUGGAGGACAUCAGGAGGCAGCACAAGAAGGAGAUGCAGAGUUUGGUGUCUGAAUACAGCAGCGCCCAGACGCACCUGCAGGCUCGCAUAGUGGCUUUGGAGAACGAAUUUAACUGCAGACUGCGUGAGCGGGAGGAACGGUGCAGGAGGAGGGAGCCUCGAAGUGAUGACCUCCAUCUGGGGAGACUUCAGGAGAGACUGACCGAGAGAGACCAGCUCAUCAAAAGAUUAGUGGAAGAGAGGCAUCAGCUGCAGCUCCACCCUCCUGUUGCCGGGGACAACAGCACCCUCAGGCUUCGUGACAGCAAGUCCCGCGCCGGGAGUGUCACGCCAACCAUGAGGCGGAAGAAUGUGGAGUCUCCUCCUCGUGCCACCAGCAUCCCCAGUGUCGGUCCUUACAACAGGAGCACCUUCAUACCCCCCUCCUCCUCAUCGUCUUCCUCCUCCUCUUCCUCAGUCCAUCAGCACUCCUCCUCAACCCUCCCCCACCAGUCCACCUCCCAACCUCAGACCACCUUCCACUACUCCACCUCCUCUCUUCCACACAAGCACACCUCCCUCUCCCUUAGCCAACAUUCCUCCCCCUCCAUCCCUCGCUCCACCAGAUCCCGGACUUCCUGCAUCCCUCCCACCCCGGCGCCCACCGCCCCGCUCCCCGUCUGCCCCUCAUCGCAGACGGGCAUCCGCUACGUCUCGCCCUCCUGCCAGGAGCCACAUGCACAUCUGCAGGCCCAAUCAAUCAGAGGCCAGUAUCUGGAGCAGAGGGGAACAGAAGGGCUGAAACAGGAGUGGUUCACCAAAUACUUCUCCUUCUGAGCACAAAAACACACACACAGCACCUGCAAGUACAUUUCCUCAAAUACAACUCAUUGCUUCUUAUACACAUCUGUUUUCUUCCCACAGACACAGACAGACAGACACACAGACAGACACACAGACAGACACACAGACACACACACACCACCAGCAAGGCCAUCUCAAACAUUGCCUCAAAGCUCAACCAAAAAGUGCUUCUCAAACACAUGCCUGACCUCUUCUCAGAACAUAGGCCUGCCGGAUCUUGUUUGUAUAUUUUGGAAUGUCUCCAUAUCUUUUUUUUUUAAUUUUUUAAAGCAGUCUUCCUUUUUAAAAAAUGCAACCUUUGCUCAAAUCUCAUCACAUGAUUUUUCCAGGCAAACGUACAUUUCUUGAAAUCCACAACCAAGUGUCUCUUUGAGUAUGGAAGCAUUCGACGUAUUCAAUCAAGAUCCUCGUCAAAGCGGACACACACGACUUCACCAUACCAAAAUGAUGCUUGUUUCAAUGCAAAAAUGUAUGAUAAUCUUAAUGAACAAAUUGAAUAAAAUAUUUUGUUUUUGUAA